AUGGCUGCUUUAGCAGGAGAGCUGCUGGGAUCUGCUCCCUGCUGGGAGGGAUGUGAGGAUGGAGAAACCUGGAUUGAAGCUGAAUGGCAGCCAGAGCAAUAUAAAACUGAACCAGAAUGCAAGAACGAGGACAGAACUGGAGCACCUUGGGAUAGAUGUGAGUACCAGCCUUUGCACCGGUUAAAGCUGCCUCGGAAAGCCAUGGCUGCCGCCCCUCAUCUCAACUCGGAUGCCCUCCGAGAGGUCCUGGAGUGCCCCAUUUGCAUGGAGUCCUUCACUGAGGAGCACCUGAGGCCCAAGCUUUUACACUGCGGGCACACCAUCUGCAAACAGUGCUUGGAGAAACUCCUGGCAAACAGCAUUAAUGGGAUACGGUGCCCCUUCUGCAGCAAAAUCACGCGGAUCACAAGCUUAGCUCAGCUCACUGACAACCUUACUGUGCUGAAGAUCAUAGACACCGCCGGACUGGGGGAAGUGGUGGGUCUUCUCAUGUGCAAGGUCUGUGGCAGAAGGUUGCCAAGACACUUUUGCAAGAACUGUAGCUUGGUUUUAUGUGAGCCCUGCAAGGAGGCAUCACACAUGCCCCAAGGGCACAGAGUCAUUGCUAUUAAAGAGGCUGCUGAAGAGCGUAGGAGGGAAUUUGGGACGAGGCUUGCCAGACUUCGGGAGCUCAUGGGUGAUCUGCAGAAAAGAAAAGCAGCUCUGGAGGGUGUUUCGAGAGACCUGCAAUCUAGGUACAAAGCAGUUCUGCAAGAUUACAGCAAAGAAGAGCGCAAGAUCCAGGAAGAACUGGCCAGGUCCCGCAAGUUCUUCACCACUUCUUUGUCUGAAGUGGAGAAGGUAAAUAAUCAGGUAAUGGAGGAGCAAGCUUAUCUGCUGAACUUAGCAGAAGUGCAGAUCAUGUCUCGCUGUGACUAUUUCCUUGCCAAAAUAAAGCAGGGAGAUAUAGCUCUCCUGGAGGAGGCAGCAGACGAGGAAGAACCAGAACUGACAAACAACCUCCCGAAGGAGCUGACUCUUGAAGAGGUCGAACUCCUUAAGGUGAGCCACGUGGGGCCACUGCAGAUCGGGCAGGUGGUGAAGAAGCCUCGGACCGUUAACAUGGAGGAAUCGUUCAUGGAAACCGCAGCAUCCUCAUCGGCGUCGUUUAGGGAGCCUGACCUGGUGCAGGAGGAAGGUGGCUGCACGCCCAAUUCCUCGCCAGCCAAGCCACGGAUGCCUGAAGCAGCCACGAGCAUCCAGCAGUGUCACUUCAUCAGGAAGAUGGGCUCCAAGGGCAGCCUGCCGGGGAUGUUCAAUCUCCCCGUCAGCCUCCACGUCACCCUGCAAGGCGAGGUGCUUGUGGCAGACCGAGGUAACUUCCGAAUCCAGGUUUUCACCCGCAAGGGCUUUCUGAAGGAGAUUCGCCGGAGCCCCAGCGGAAUCGAUAGUUUCGUAUUGAGUUUCCUGGGAGCGGACUUGCCCAACUUGACUCCCCUUUCUGUCACCAUGAACUGCCAUGGCCUGAUAGGUGUGACCGACAGCUACGAUAACUCUGUCAAGGUCUACACCAUGGAUGGUCACUGCGUGGCCUGUCACCGGAGCCAGCUGAGCAAGCCCUGGGGCAUCGCCGCUCUGCCUUCGGGGCAGUUCGUAGUGACUGACGUGGAAGGAGGGAAACUCUGGUGUUUCACAGUGGACCGUGGCGUGGGGGUGGUGAAGUACAGUUGCUUAUGUAGCGCAGUGCGCCCGAAGUUUGUCACCUGCGACGCCGAAGGGACCAUCUACUUUACUCAAGGGUUGGGGCUUAACCUGGAGAACCGGCAGUACGAGCACCAUUUAGAAGGAGGCUUUUCCAUUGGCUCCGUUGGCCCGGAUGGGCAGCUGGGACGCCAGAUCAGCCACUUCUUCUCCGAGAACGAGGAUUUCAGGUGCAUUGCUGGGAUGUGCGUCGAUGCCAGGGGAGACCUCAUAGUUGCUGACAGCAGCCGUAAAGAAAUCCUGCAUUUCCCUAAAGGAGGUGGCUACAAUAUCUUAAUCCGGGAAGGACUCACCUGUCCCGUGGGUAUCGCCAUUACGCCCAAAGGGCAGCUGCUGGUGCUGGACUGUUGGGAUCACUGCAUUAAGAUCUACAGUUACCACCUGAGAAGAUAUUCCACCCCCUAA
Messenger RNA from Apaloderma vittatum (bar-tailed trogon), 2145 nucleotides. RefSeq names its product tripartite motif containing 32 (gene TRIM32). Gene Ontology annotation, molecular function: protein binding; zinc ion binding. NCBI's taxonomy places the organism in Eukaryota, Metazoa, Chordata, Aves, Trogoniformes, Trogonidae. The coding region runs from base 1 to 2145 and encodes 714 amino acids. The transcript is spliced from 2 exons. The record is from RefSeq and is a predicted model, not a curated record.